AUGGGUAUUAAAGAUAGAGUUAAAAGAGUUUCCAAGAUUUUCAGUUCUGACGAAGCUGCUAAGAUUCAAGCAACUAAGACUGAAGAAACUACUGAAGCUGAUGCUACUAAGACUGAAGAUGCAGUUGAAGGUGAAGCUCCAAAAGUAGAAGAAACUGCUGAAGCUGAUGCUGCUGAAGUUGAAGAAGCUCCAAAGGAAGAAGCUCCAAAGGAAGAAGAAACUGAAGCUGCUGCUGAAACUGAAACUGCAGAAGCUACUGAAGCUACUGAAGGUGAAGCUAAGACUGAAGAAGUUAAAGAUGAAUCUGAAGUUGAUAAAUUAGUUGAAAAGGCUAAAGAUGAAGUUAAAGAUGUUUCUAAUAAAGUUGAAAAGGCUAAAAAGAAUGAUUUCUUUAAGAGAUUAGUUUCUAAAUUUAAGAAACCAACUUCUGCUACUGCCACUAAGAAUUAG
Messenger RNA from Scheffersomyces amazonensis, 450 nucleotides. RefSeq lists its product as uncharacterized. The transcript has a single exon. The coding region runs from base 1 to 450 and encodes 149 amino acids. NCBI's taxonomy places the organism in Eukaryota, Fungi, Ascomycota, Pichiomycetes, Serinales, Debaryomycetaceae. The record is from RefSeq and is a predicted model, not a curated record.